Molecule: messenger RNA, 2064 nt
Organism: Drosophila virilis
Lineage: Eukaryota; Metazoa; Arthropoda; Insecta; Diptera; Drosophilidae
Gene: hdm
Product: meiosis specific with OB domains hold'em
Biological process (GO): resolution of meiotic recombination intermediates
Molecular function (GO): single-stranded DNA binding; single-stranded DNA 3'-5' DNA exonuclease activity
Source: RefSeq, a predicted model, not a curated record
AAUGUUAAUAAUUAAAAACUUAACGGUUUGACAGGAUAAAUGCGCCAUUUAUUUGGCCAAUUUUUACUGAUUGGCCAUGUCUGAGUCUGGCUAUCGAUGCAGGCCUACCCUGCGCCUCGCCGAGAUGCGGCCCCACAUGACGAGCUUUGCCUGCGUGGCGCUGAUUAUUGCCAAGUCGGAGCCGAAUGUGUUUCUGGAUAAGCUGAGCAGCGAGCAGCGCGGCGUGAUUUGCUUCACGUUGCGCGACACCCGGCUGCACAUAGCCAACUGCAAGUGCUGGGGCAGCAAGGCCAGCGUGGAGGAGUACACGGCCAUGCUGCAAAUAGGCGACAUUGUGGACAUUGUGGGCGCCAAGGUGAUGGCCAUAACGCCGCCAAACAUGCCCGGACUCUGUGAGCAGCAGCAGCAGCAGCGCUAUCAGCCACGCGGCACGCUGUCCUGUGCGCUGGUCGUCAACGAGGGACACGGCUAUCUGGUGAAGCACAACGGCAAUGAUGCGUCCAUUGUGCAGCCGCUGCGUCAACUCAUCCAUGUGCCGCACAAGCCGCUGAGCAGCGCUCUCAAGCUGGCGGAUGUGCGCUGUGCCGCGCCAGGCGCCGAACAGCGGCCGGCUGUCUACGUGGAUCUGCUUGUCGCCGUGGCCGCGGUGCGUCCGGUGCGUGAGCUGAAGCGCAAGCUGGCGACAGGAGUUGGCAAUGCGACACGGCUGCUGCACUGCCUCGAGCUGGUGGUGAUCGAUAUCAGCUGUGCCGACGGCAUGGUAUUCACGAUCUGGCACCCGGACUGGAUACGUCGCGCGCAGUACUGGCAGCCGCGCAAGACGCUGCUGCACCUGAUCGAUGUGCGGCUCUCGCAUUCCCAGUUCUAUGGCUGUCCAGUGCUUAGCCUCGCCAGCUGCACACUCAUCUAUGAGCAGCCGCUGCCGCAGAGCGUCGAGUGCCAGGCGCUGCUCACGUUCGCCGCCAGCACGCCGCUCCAGACAUAUGAUAUAUUCGCGCAAACGGACUUGGAGCAGCUGCCAGCGGCCGAGCACAUCCAAACGCAGAUGAGCGUGCGGCAGAUCUACGCGCGCGCCGAGGGCGAGCUGCAGGAUGCGACCAGCGAGCACUUUACGGCCGUGCUCUAUGCCCUGGUCACCAAGUUCGAUCUGGACGGCCUGGCCGCUAGCAUCAGCAAGAAAUGCAAGGCGUGCAACAGGCUCAUCCCGAACAGCCGCAGCGACUGCGACAAUGAGAGCUGCCUGCUGGAGUUCUCGUUGGGACACAGCGGCGCACAUUUCGAGCACUUCUUCAACAUCAACAUACACCUGUCCGACCAGACGGGCACGCUGCUCGAGACGCGUCUCAGCGGCGGCGUCGCGGAGCAUUUGCUGGGCCUCAAAGCGGACGCCUUUCCGCAGCUGCCCGAGCCCAAGAAGACGGAGCUCAAGUGGCGCUUCCUCUUGAAAUACUUUGAGGUCAAAUUGCUGGUGAGAAAGCCAGCGGCAAUGCGCAAGAAUCUGGCUGUUAGCGUGGUGGACAUGGAGCUCAUUUCGCUGGCGAAGCUCAUUGAAAAGAUAAGCGUGUUUUAAAGCGCAGCGCAGCAAAGGCUAUUUAUCAAAGGUAACUUGGACUUGAAGCAAUUUCAAGAAAUUAUUUAGUUAAAGUAGUUAUCGUCUUUGAACAUAUUUAAAUGAAGUCCUUAUUUAACUAUCUUAUAACUAAAGAAAACUUAUGUUAAAUAAUAUGCAAAACAAUGUUAGAUCCAUAAGGCUAUCAUAUAAACAGCUGUAAAUUAGUAGAAAAUAUGUGCCUUAAGAAACAGAAUCGAAGAGUUUUGUGUCUCAUCAAAUAACUUGAGACAGGCGGACAGAUCUGAAGGCAAUUAGACAUAUCCACGAAUAAGACUAUCAUAAAACAACUAGGCCUUCAAAUCAAGCAACAUUCAAUAAUUGUUAUGUAGUUCAAGUGUUGCUGGAAAUCAAUCUCGUCAAAUAAGUUGUAAGAACCAAAUCCAAAAGGCCAUUUAAUGUAACUACAAAUACCUUUGGCAUUGGCUUUACAAUAUAUUUCUAACGAAAUUGAA